This is a messenger RNA of Lottia gigantea (owl limpet), 2318 nucleotides long. RefSeq lists its product as hypothetical. The transcript has 11 exons. Gene Ontology annotation, molecular function: steroid 17-alpha-monooxygenase activity; iron ion binding; heme binding. Bases 59 to 1621 code for a protein of 520 amino acids. The record is from RefSeq and is a predicted model, not a curated record. NCBI's taxonomy places the organism in Eukaryota, Metazoa, Mollusca, Gastropoda, Lottiidae. Gene Ontology annotation, biological process: hormone biosynthetic process; progesterone metabolic process.
AGCCGAUCAACAACAUAUUUCUUUUCACCUUCAGUAAAAGUGUGGUAAUUGUAUCACGAUGGUAAUUGAGAAUUCAGUUCGUUAUAUCGUCGACCUGAUCAACAAAUAUGUUCCAGAAGACGUCCACAAAUUAUUACCAGAGUCACCACUAUCACAAGCACUGCUAAUUGGUACAGCCACUGGAUUAUUAGCCUAUUUGAUAUUCAGAAAACGUUACAAGUUGCCACCAGGACCAUUUGCUUUGCCAAUUGUUGGAAGCCCAAUUUUCUGGUCUACUAAGAAUAUAGGUAUUGCAUUUCGAGAACUUACUAAAACAUAUGGUCCGGUUUUUACAGUUUAUCUCGGACCACAACGAACAGUAGUUUUAAAUGAUAUUAACUCUGUAAAUGAAGCUCUGUUAAAGAAAGGAGCCCAUUUCUCAAAUAGACGACAGUUCUAUUCAAUUCACAGAGUGUUAAAUAAUAGCGAAGAUAUAAUAUUUGACAACUAUGGUACAGCAUGGAAACUACGGAGAAAGUUGGCUUCAAGAGCAAUAAGAUUGUUUGUGACCAGUAACAGUUUUAAUCAAAAGAUUGAAGAAGCUGUAUCCAAAACGUUGGAGGCCAUGUUAAAGGAGCCUAGAGAGUUUGAUCCCAAACCGUACAUGUUUUAUGUUGUGUUAAACAUCAUAGCUGGAAUGUGUUUUGGGAAAAGUUAUGCGUAUGGUGAUCCCGAGUAUCUUGACUUAUUGAACAACUUAGAAGCCAAUAAUGCAGUGCAAAAUGACGGAUUAAUAUUUGAGAAUAUAUUUUCCUGGUUUGCUGGAAUAUACAAAACGAAACGAUGCCGAACUCAAGAGGAUCUGAUGGAGAAGUUCUUAUCCCACGUUGGUGGUUAUGUCGAGGAGCACAAAGCUAAUUUUCAACCAGGAAAGAUCACCGAUUUUACCGACAGUUUAUUACAAGCUCAACUUGAUAUUGCUGCUGAAGGAAAAGAUGACAUGUCCCAUUUAAAACCAGUACAUAUCAAUUUAAUAAUUUUUGAUAUUUUCAUUGCGGGUAAUGACACCUCAAGAAACACUCUUAUCUGGACGUUGAUGUUUAUUAUUGGUACAGAUGGAGUUCAAAAUAAAAUCCAAACUGAAGUUGAUAAAGCAAUAGGAAAAUUAAGGUUUCCGACCACUCAUGACCGGAAUAACCUUCCUUAUACUGAUGCAGUUCUUCAUGAAUCCAUGAGACUUGGACCAGUUGCUGCUACUGGUGUUCCUCAUAGUACAUCCUGUGAUACUACUCUGGGCAAAUAUGAUAUACCUAAAGACACGAUGAUUAUGAUAAACCAUUAUUCUUUACACACUAAUCCUGAUAAUUGGUCCGAUGUGGACAAGUUUAAACCAGAGAGAUUUUUAGAUGAUGAUGGAACAAUGGCACCAAAACCUGACAAUUGGCUUCCGUUUAGUGCUGGCAGACGUGUUUGCGCUGGUGAAUCUUUGGCUAAACCGGAAUUACAUCUUAUAUUAGCCUCUUUAUUUCAUCGUCUGGAAUUUUCACCUGCUCCUGGUACUACAAUAAAUAUGACACCAGAUUUGUCCCCAGUAACCAUGGCACCCAAACCAUUUAAAGUGGUAGUGAAGAAAAGAUUUUAAAUAGAUUGAAUUUAUUAAAUAACCAUUAUAUAAAUAUGUGUAACAAUGUUACGAUAUCUAUAACAAUGUUCAAAUAUUAUGUUACAAUAUGUCUGAUAAUGGUAUUAAUGUUUAACAAUGUUAGGUUAUGUAUUACAAUGUUAAAAUAUUAUGUUACAAUAUGUUUAAUGAUAUCACAAUAUGUAGAAUAAUGUUAUGUGUUACAAUGUUACAAAUUUCUGUAUUAAUAUGCCUCAUAAUGCUACAAUAUGUGUAAAAAUGUUACAAUAUGUUAAACAAUGUUACAAAAUUCUAUUAUAAUAUGUUUAUAAUGUUAAAAUAUGUUACAAUAUGUCUAAUAAUGUUUAAAUAUGUCUAAAAAUGUUACAAUAUGUCUAAUCAUGUUACAAUAUUUUGCAAUAGUAUAUCUAAUAAUGGUAGAAUAUGUCUAACAAUGUAACAAUAUUUCUAACAAUGUUACAAUAUGUUUGAUAAUUUUAUAAUAAUAUGUCUUAAAUGUUACAAUGUAUUUUAUGAUGUUACGAUAUGUUUAAUAAUGUUACAAAAUUCUAUUAGAAUAUGUUUAUAAUGUUAAAAUAUGUUACAAUAUGUCUAAUAAUGUUUAAAUAUGUCUAAAAAUGUUACAAUAUGUCUAAUCAUGUUACAAUAUUUUGCAAUAGUAUAUCUAAUAAUGGUAGAAUAUGUCUAACAAUGUAAC